AUGUAUAUCCAGCGGACUCUUCUGCUGCUGGGCGUGGCUUCUCUGCUGGCUAGCGGCCAGGCACAUAGUCUACCCGGUGUACCGAAUAGCUUUACCACCGAGGAGCGGCUCACAGCUGCCAUUUCAGCCAGCGUAGCGGAAGAGAUUAGCCAAGAGUUUGUGAAGUACCUGAAAACGGGCCUCGAAUCACCCAGAUUGCAGCAACUAGGCGCUGAGCUGUGCACGGCACACAGCCAGAAGGAUAUUUUUACCGAGUCACUUGUGGAUUUGAGUGCAGCCGAUCAAUAUUUUGCGUGCACACUCUGCCGCGCCACAGUCAAUGUGAUUGGACGCACAUUUACGGGGCCCAAUGGCGAGCUCACUGGACCAAAUCGCGAUGAGAAUGCAAAGAAGACAUUGCUUAGCAUUUGCGAUUACUUCAGCAUUCAGACGCCGGAGGUAUGCUCCGGACUAUUCGAUCUCAACUGGCCGAUUCUCGAUUACAUCUUCAAUGAAACAGUUGCCGAGGCGCAGAGCAUUUGCGGCAUGCUGCCCAUUAAAAUAUGCCAGCUGCAGCAGCCGGAGUACAGCCUAAACUUGACCAUUGUCGGCGAGAUGCCCACGGAAUCGAACUCUGCAUUGCCCGAGCGCAGCGAAAAUGAUUAUCACGUGCUCCACCUAACCGAUAUCCACUACGAUCCGGAGUACAAGAGCGGCAGCUUGGCGGACUGUGCGGAACCCAUGUGCUGUCGGGAUCCCCUGCCAGCUGACGCCACCUCAACUGGCGCUGGCUACUGGAGUGACUAUCGCAAUUGCGACACGCCCAGGCAUCUGAUUGUGAAUGCCUUCGAGCACAUUAGCGAGAAUCACAAACUGGAUUGGAUCUAUCACACGGGCGACGUGCCGCCACACAAUGUGUGGUCCACCACGAGGCAGGGCAACAUGGAUAUGCUAACAGAGAUCGAUGCAUUGAUCACAAGUCAUUUUCCCGAAAUUCCAGUCUAUCCCUGUCUGGGCAACCAUGAGCCGCAUCCAGCGAAUGUUUUUGGCAACGAUGAGAUACCCGACUCGCUGAGAGUUGAUUGGCUGUACGAGCACGUCUGGAGCCUAUGGAAAAAGUGGUUGCCCAAAGAAGCUGAGGCAACCGUACGCCGUGGUGGCUACUACACGCACUCGCCCAAAGCAGGACAUCGCAUCGUUGCGCUCAACAGCAUGGACUGCUAUCUGUAUAACUGGUGGGUCUUCUACAACGGAUCUAUUGUGCUGGAACAGCUGCAGUGGUUCCACGACACGCUGCUUGCUGCUGAAAAGGCCGGCGAACAUGUGCAUGUGCUGACACAUAUACCCUCGGGCGAUGGCGACUGCUGGACGGACUGGUCCAGGGAAUACAAUCGCAUUGUGGCUCGCUUCAGCAAGGUCAUAACGGGCAUCUUCAAUGGGCACACGCACAAGGAUGAGAUGAAUGUUCACUACACGGAGACGGGCCUGGCUGUGGCCGUCUCCUGGAAUGGUGGCAGCCUGACGAGCUACUCCUACAUGAAUCCCAAUUAUCGUGUGUACGAGCUGCAUCCGGAGACAUUGCAGGUGCUGGAGCAUCACACUUAUAUACUCAAUCUGACCGAGGCAAAUCUCAAGCCCGAUGAGCCGCCCAUUUGGCACAAGGAGUACGAAUUUGGACAACAGUUUACUGCGAACACAAGUCCCGCUGGCAUUGACGAGCUGCUCGAGAAAAUGGCCAAGCAGCCGGAUAUUCUGCGCAAGUUCUGGCGCUACAAGAUGACCGAAGCGGAUCCAAAACUGGCUGCCGGCUGCGAUGACAGCUGCCUGAACACCACCCUGUGCCGCCUGGCGACCAGCAACUACAAGGAGAGACAGCGCUGUCGCGAGCUGCAGGCCAUACUCAAGGAUAGUCUUGACAAGGAGAAUCCCGAGCAGCCGCAGGACGAUGGUGUCGCCGCACUGGCGGCUUACAGCUUCACCAGUCUGUUGGGUCUCGUGUGUGUGGUGCGAUAUUUGCUUUAGCUGCCAAUUGAACCAUCUUUAAUCUUUGAACAGUGGCUGGCCAGUGCCCUAUCUUUGUUGGCUGUCGCACAAUGAUUAUAGUUGCUUUUUUAUGGCACAUCGUUAUUAAUUAGUUCGAUUAGCAGCGCGUCCAUAAAUUGC
Molecule: messenger RNA, 2142 nt
Organism: Drosophila novamexicana
Lineage: Eukaryota; Metazoa; Arthropoda; Insecta; Diptera; Drosophilidae
Product: sphingomyelin phosphodiesterase
Exons: 4
Coding region: 1-2001 (666 amino acids)
Biological process (GO): ceramide biosynthetic process; sphingomyelin catabolic process
Cellular component (GO): lysosome
Molecular function (GO): acid sphingomyelin phosphodiesterase activity
Source: RefSeq, a predicted model, not a curated record